Molecule: messenger RNA, 1971 nt
Organism: Metarhizium album ARSEF 1941
Lineage: Eukaryota; Fungi; Ascomycota; Sordariomycetes; Hypocreales; Clavicipitaceae
Product: Cyclin B, G2/mitotic-specific
Exons: 4
Coding region: 1-1971 (656 amino acids)
Biological process (GO): mitotic cell cycle phase transition; regulation of cyclin-dependent protein serine/threonine kinase activity
Cellular component (GO): cyclin-dependent protein kinase holoenzyme complex; cytoplasm; nucleus
Molecular function (GO): cyclin-dependent protein serine/threonine kinase regulator activity
Source: RefSeq, a predicted model, not a curated record
AUGGACGCCAGGCCAUUUCGACCUCGCGGCGCCGAAAACGUCGUCCCUCCGCUGCAUCAACGGCACAAGUCGACCGGCAACCUUGCCGUCAUGGCUGCUGGCGCUGCCGCCGCCGCCGCCGCCGCCGUUGGCUUUCGAGGCCCUGCCAAGCGCGCGGCCUUUGGGGACGUGACCAAUAUGUCCAAGAACACGGUCGGCAGCCGUGACGACGCGAAGAUGGUCAAGGCGCACCCAGUGACGGCUGUUUCCACGGCUGCCUUGAUCAACAAGGAGAACGCCCCUUGCCAUGCUGGUGGCAAGGACUCCUUCGCUCGCGGCCAUGUACAUGUACAGAGAUCAUCCAACGGCUUGUCGAGCAAACCCAAGAUUCUAGUCGCGCCCGACGCGUGUAGAAAGUCGUCUACCGCGGCUACUCGGGAGGCGGUGCCUGCUACCUCGACUACCGUCGCGGCCAACUACUCACGCUCUAACUGUGUUGCACGGCCCCGGGCGGCACAUGAAUCAGACCGAGAGGUCAUCUUGCCUUCGUUUCGCGCUUCUUUCGACGUUCCUCCUCUGCAGCCGCGCCAUCACAAGAGCCAGCCUCACUUGAAGCAGCAGAAUCAGCCUAUCCUUCGCAGAACCCAGAGCAAGCAGUUUGAGAGAGCAGACUUUGCCUCUGACAAGGCUGCACGAGCUUCCGCUUCCGACUUGGUUGGCAUGCCUUCUCGAAUUGUUGAGGAGCACGCCUCUUGCGCUGAUCUUCCGUGCUCUGUUGCUCCGCGCCAGCCCAUUGAGGAGGUGAAUCACGCUGCCUCGGAAGGCUAUGUCGACCUGGCUUCCUCAAAACUUUGUCACAUCUCCGAAGAGCCGCAGCACAUUCCCGUGUCUUCCAGAGAAUCGCACUCCCAGGCACUUUCAGAAGCCGAGGAAUGCUGGGACGAGGAUGAUGAUGAAGAUUACGACGACCAGGAUCAAGCCUACACCACCGCCCAUUCCUUCCGUACUCAAAAUCUCACUACCGGAGGCGUGACGACAAUUCUUGCUCCUCGGCUGACCUCCAAGAUACAACGUGAGCUGGAGGAAGCCAAGCUUGAAGUUCAACAGACUCGCUCCCUGAAUGAUAUUGAAGAGGAGAUGUGGGAUGUCAGCAUGGUUGCCGAAUAUGGGGAGGAGAUUUUUGAAUACUUGCGCGACUUAGAAACUGAAAUUCAGUGGUCGAUGCGUUCCGUCCUGAUGGAUUGGCUGGUCCAGGUUCACAACCGGUUCAGCUUGCUACCCGAGACGCUGUUCCUGACUGUCAACUAUAUUGACCGGUUUCUUUCUUGCAAGAUCGUCUCGAUUGGCAAGUUGCAGCUGGUUGGGGCGACGGCCAUCCUCGUAGCCUCGAAAUACGAAGAAAUCAACUGCCCGUCUCUGGAAGAGAUCGUCUACAUGGUGGAUGGCGGCUACAGCCCCGAAGAGAUCCUCAAGGCUGAGCGUUUUAUGCUCAGCAUGCUCAGCUUCGAGCUUGGUUGGCCAGGGCCCAUGAGCUUCCUCCGUCGCGUCAGCAAGGCCGACGACUACGAUCUCGACACCCGUACGCUGGCCAAGUAUUUCCUCGAGCUGACCAUUAUGGACGAGCGGUUCGUCGCGUCGCCCCCCAGCUUCCUGGCUGCUGGGGCUCAUUGUCUAUCGCGAUUUAUUUUGAAGAAGGGCGAUUGGACCAAGGCACAUGUGCACUACUCUGGAUAUACUUGGGCUCAGUUGAAACCCUUGGUCACGAUGAUGAUUGAGUGCUGUGAGCAGCCCGCUCUACAUCACAGCGCUGUGUAUGAGAAGUACCAGGAGAAGAGAUUCAAGGAGGUGGCGACUAUCGUUCAGCACGCCUUGGAUGCCGGGUUCACCUUGCCCCAUCACUCGGUCCCCAUCCGUCCCUUGCGCGGACAGACUGACGACUUUUCGGAGAUGUUGCCGUACUCGAACGGCUUGUUGGUUCCCACUGAGGGCUGA